Molecule: messenger RNA, 744 nt
Organism: Schistosoma rodhaini
Lineage: Eukaryota; Metazoa; Platyhelminthes; Trematoda; Strigeidida; Schistosomatidae
Source: the annotation of a GenBank genome assembly
GUUAGUUUUUGACCUUAGUAUUCACCAAAAAUAGAACACCAUAACAUAAUAACUAGUAAAGUUGUCCAUAACAAACCUGUUAAUUAAUUUUCAUUAUACAUAGUAUAUAAAAGGAUAGUCUAUGUUUAAAAGAUUUUUAUAUCUACGAUAGAUAGUCACAAAAUUCUCUCUGUGCCACUUAUCAUCUUCUACAACCGAGGAGUGCAGAAUGCAACAGAGUCAAACUUAUAAAUCACAACUUCCUCCUAGUUACCCAAUGGUCAUCACAGAUCAACCAAUGUCGCAAGUAACAUUCAGUGAUAUACCAGUAACCUUACAUUGUCCGUCCUGUGGACUAAAUACUUUAACUAGAUUGGAGUACAAAAAUGGUUUAUUAACUUACCUAGCUUGUUGUGGUAUAUGCCUAGUUGGUGGAGUUUUAGGUUGUUGCCUUAUACCAUUUUGCGUAAACAGUUGUAAAGAUGUGAAUCAUGUAUGCCCACAUUGUCAGCGUGCUGUGGGAAAUUACCACAGACUAGGAAACUGAAUGUUCAAUAUGAUGAAAGAAACAAAAUUAAUCAAUGAUAAUGAAUUCCUAUUUAACAAAUAAAUAUAGAGUUCAAAUAUAAUUACAAUAAUAAUCUUGUUUUGUAUUCUUAGUAAGUUAUUUUAAGUGAUUAUUUAUUUCUAUUUAUUCCUUUAAUUAAAUUGUAAAGGCAUUUUAUAUAAUCAGAUGUUUAUAGAAUAAAAUAGUUAAUAUUGAAA